AUGGUGCUUACAAGGACCAAGGUCAAGCUCCCAGAAUCAGAUUGCCCGUACUCGGUCGGUCCCCGCGUUAGAAGCGCUCUACGCUGUCGCCUUUCUCUGUGCACCGGUUCUGGACCAUACUCAGUGCCGUAUGUUACCCUUGGCUCACGCGACGGGAUUGGAAAAAUAAGAUUGUGGACUACAUCGUCCGGAAACAAUCGAGCAUUUGUUCCUACAACUACCGAGCACAUCGCUGUCAGCGAGAAACAAGUUCUAACGCUGCUACACGUUGCAUCCAAUGUUAUACCCGUACCAUUGGUACAAGAAACUAUCGGAGUUGCGCCGAAAGUCAUUGAACUCUGCGAGGACGCAUCGCCGGCUGUUGAAGAGAGGGUCAAGGAGCUGAAAUGUAGAGUCGGCCAUCUCAUGAUCAUCAUCAUAGACCACGUAACGUCCCAAAACGACGUCGAAGGCAGCAAGAAGGCAUUUGUAAAUGCCAUGAAGCUGUCAACUGCCAUGGACGGCUUUAAGCUCGCAAAUGGUCUCCGAGACUCGUCCCACCUACGGCAGCUUCAGUCUCGUCAAGAGGAGACGCACGGUCUUGUCCAACACGCACUAGACGAAGUCACACGGGAGCGCGAUCAAUCGAGCAUUCAGCAACAAAUGCCUCUUAAGCCGGAGAUAUUCCACGGACGCGAAACCCUUGUUCAAGACAUUGCCCGGUUCCUCAUCAAAGAGGAAUCCUCUCCUGCUUGCAUUCUAGGCCCUGGAGGAAUGAGAAAAACCUCAGUUUCCCUCGCCAUCGUCGAAUCAGCGCGGAUCCGAGCCCAUUUCUUUCCCGAACACCUUUUCUGGCAAAUGACGCUCUCAAAGAUCAUCUCCCAACUCGAUGCCUCCACACAACCGCGCCUCAUCCUACUUGAUAACUUCGAGACGCCAUGGAACGCGCCAGGCGGAGCGCAGAAGCAAGUCGGUGACAUCCUCCGACAGCUAGCAAUGCUGAAGCAUGUCUCCAUCCUCGUUACCAUGCGCGGAAGCCAAGCUGCCUGCGACAAAGCCAUCACUCGGCAGUUGAGAGACAUACAACCUACCGACGAAGAGGCAUGCAUCCGUAUCUUCCACGACAUCAACCCAGAUUCGGAGAACGAACCAGAUGUCAAGGUGUUGCUGGGCACACAUACCUUUCGCUGUCACCCUCAUGGCCAAUCUCGGCAAACAAGGGCAGUCAACGGCGAGGGCGUUGUUGAACGCAUCAUCGAAGUUCGGGCCGGACAUCCUAGCCAGGAUGAACAGAGCAUGAACCGGAGGACAACAAAAGACGACCUCUCCUGGUGGGCGCCUACUCUUGACGUGUCUAUGAUUCCCUCUGCCAUUGUCAGUCUAUCAGCCGCAGCACUGCUGGUCAAGAAACCCCAGCAAUCCACCACGUCCCUGAUCCUCUUCGUACUUCCUGUUGUUCAGUCGUUCAUGCAACAGCACAAUCGAAUCGAAGAGGAUCUCCGAGCCCAGACUUUCUCCUUGUGCUGCCAAUAUGUCCUAGACAACGCAUGCCGUUGCGACGACCCCCGAUUUCGUGUCAAUGCAAAGGAUCUCGCAGCUGAAGGCACCAACAUCCACUCCGUCCUUUUCAGCCGCUCACCCUCCCCCGACUUAUCUGAACAAACGAUCAAAUCGUUCAUUGCCCUGAGCUGGCAUUACUGCGACACGAUGCCCAACCCAGAGGUUGCCAGCCGUGCAGGAGAAGCAACGAAAGGCUUCGGGGUAGGGAAAUACAUCCCAUCAGCGGUAUGGUGCCUAAGCAGGACGUACUACGACCUCGCCAACAAGCCUACCAGAUUUUCAAGGCCCUUCCCCCUGAUAACCUCACUCAACGACUUGGUGGCUCGAUUUUGUCAACUGUGCCCGGCAUGUGGACGAGCAGAGCAAGAUUGUUUCUUUGGCAAGGGACGUAGAAGCGAGAUGUGCCACCCUCUCCGACAACCUCGUCCAUGCCCGGAGUGUUGUGUUCCUUGGCGUCGUCCUGGACACGGGCGAGCAGCGCCCGGGUGCAUUAUCACCAAGAUCAACCCCACUAGGCGUUGGGAGCUGUUGAAGAUGCGUGGAAGUGUCCCUGAUGACGUGGCGCAAGUUGGGAAUCGAAGUGAGGUUGCAAAGGGGUUGGAAUAUAUGGGGUACGGGUACCUUCUUAGAGGGGAUUAUGGGAGGUGUUAUGAGGGUGCGGCGAUUGCGUAUUGCAAGUUGGGCGAGGCGUGGGUUGAGGAGAGGUGUAGGGUGGCGAGGAUUAAGAGGAAGAGGGAAGAGAAUGAUGUGGUCAUCGGGUUUCGGAGGCCGCACCUGAGUGUCGAAAAGUCGUUGUUUUAUGGCCCUGUUCAAGUGUCCUUUGGUAUGGAGAAGCUGAUUGGUCGUGCCCCUCGCAAACGGCGUCAUCGUUAUGUUGCAAAACACGGGGGUCUGAUUGAAUUGACCUGGGCAAACCUUGAAGAAAAACGCGGUUUGUUGACGUGUGGGGUAAACGCUCUCAACGUACCAGAGCCGGGUGUUGGGAUUUAG
This is a messenger RNA of Laccaria bicolor S238N-H82, 2529 nucleotides long. RefSeq lists its product as uncharacterized. Lineage: Eukaryota; Fungi; Basidiomycota; Agaricomycetes; Agaricales; Hydnangiaceae. Bases 1 to 2529 code for a protein of 842 amino acids. The record is from RefSeq and is a predicted model, not a curated record. The transcript is spliced from 11 exons.